Messenger RNA from Sinocyclocheilus anshuiensis, 2045 nucleotides. Its product is annotated as regulator of G-protein signaling 11-like. Gene Ontology annotation, molecular function: GTPase activator activity. The transcript has 17 exons. The coding region runs from base 58 to 1572 and encodes 504 amino acids. Gene Ontology annotation, cellular component: plasma membrane; neuron projection; cytoplasm. Gene Ontology annotation, biological process: regulation of G protein-coupled receptor signaling pathway; intracellular signal transduction; G protein-coupled receptor signaling pathway. The record is from RefSeq and is a predicted model, not a curated record. NCBI's taxonomy places the organism in Eukaryota, Metazoa, Chordata, Actinopteri, Cypriniformes, Cyprinidae.
CAUCAGUAUAAGCAUCGUUCAGCUCUCUUCAACUUCAGCAGCCGAGCAGCCGUCAACAUGACCAUCGACACACUCAGUCAGGACGGAGUGCAGCGACAGCAAAUGCUCUGUCUGACUAAGAUGGAGCGCAUGAUCAUAUCCAUGCAGGAUCCUGAUAUGGGCAUCAAGUUGCGCAACCAGUGUCUCCUUAUUACGGUCAUACCACACGCAAUGACUGGUGCAGAUAUUGUUGAAUGGCUGAUUAAAAAGUGUUCUAUCUCUGAUGAAGAGGCGUUGCACAUUGGACAAAUCUUUGUGAAGUACGGAUACAUUUACCCUUUAAAAGAGCCCAGAAACCUGAUUCUGAAAGUUGACGAUUCACCUUAUCGCUUUCAGAUGCCAUAUUACUGGAUGUCAACACGCUGGCCUGCUUCAGAACUGGACUAUGCAAUCUACUUGGCCAAGAAGAAUAUCCGAAAACAAGGAGAACUAACUGAGUAUGAAAAGGAGUGCUAUAAUGCUUUACAUAAACGUAUCAACCACACAUGGGACUUUGUUGUGAUGCAGGCAAGAGAGCAGCUCAGGGCAUCAAAACAGCGUCGGAAAGCAGAUCGUAUAGUGCUGGAGUGUCAGGAACAAGCUUACUGGCUAGUGAACAGAUCUCCUCCGGGGACACUGGACAGCAUAGAUAAUGGACCGGAGAGAAGAACCAUGAACACACGAGUGCAGCUGAAUGCAGAAUUCUACAAAAAAGAGAUUGAACAUAACAGAUUAAGCCUGGCGAGGAAUCGUGUAAAGUCCUCAAUUUGCCUUGAGAGUUACGUUAAGUAUUGUGAGCAGUACCAGCCCCAUGACCCAAUAAUGCAAGGAUGUCUUCCCAGCAACCCCUGGAUCACAGAUGAUAUCAUGUUUUGGAACAUGAUCUGUGAAACAGUUGCCGUACCGACUAAACUGCGUGUGGAGCACUGGAGCUUUAGCUUCAUUAAGCGUCGGAGAAAACAUUCCAUUUUUAUUCUACUGCAACUCUCUGUAUAUAUAAAUAAUAUAACAACUUUUCAUGUUUCUCUCUCCCCCAUUCUCUUUCUCAUCCCUUCCCUCUCAUCAUCUUCUUUCACCCUCUUUUCUUGGUGUUCGGUUUGUCUCUUGUUUUUAGCGGAGAACUUGUGUUUCUGGCAGGCCUGUGAGGAUGUUCGUCACGGCGAGACCUCAAAAAUUCCAGAGAAAGUGGAUGAGGUUUACAAGCAGUUCCUGGCUCUGAGUCGCUGGGUGAAUAUUGACAGCAAAACCAUGGAAAAGACCCUGGAAGGACUCAAGCGCCCUCAUCGUUUUGUCUUGGAUGAUGCUCAAAUGCACAUUUACUUCCUCAUGAAAAAGGAUUCAUACCCUCGUUAUCUCAAAUCUGAUCUCUACAAGAACUUAUUAGCCAGAGCCAUAGUACCACAGGAGACCAAGAAAAGUGUGUUCCCGUUCAUGCGUCGCCAGCAUCACUCCAGCCCCUCACCUGCCCUCACCACCCAAGCUGCAGAGGAUGAUGGGAAGGCAAAGAACUCUAACUCUUUCAAAAGCAAUUCUGGAACUGCAUCCCGGCUUUAAACAUGCACACAACGUGUACUUUUUAUUUUUAUUUUGUGCUACCUUAUGAUACCUAACACAGUUGUAAAUGGAUCUGCAUUGCUUCCUGUUGUGCUUUACAGAUGUUUUUAGAAUAUAACAAAAGGUUAUUAUGUAAUAAGAAUGCUUGAUUCACAUUUCUCUGUAUCAUAUCACGCCGGAAUACAGCUUUUCGUGCGUUUCAAAGAUACAAUGUAUUUAUAGCAAUAAUGCGAUCAGACAUAAGCACAAUCUCACUAACUUUCAGCUGAUACCUGAAGUGACAUGAUGGGACAGAGUACAUCUGUAGUAAAUGUGUAAAACUAUAUAAUAAAUUAUUGGUAACUUGACAUAAAAAGGCUAACCUUAAUCUGUAUCUGGUAAAUAAUCCUGAGUAAAGGAAUUUUUUCAGUAGAAGUAUUCAAAAGAUACAGGUUUACAUAGAAAACCCAUUAGAUUUAAUGUUAAUCACUCUA